AAUCGACAGUCAAUAGAACGUCGUGCGGUCGCAAGUAAAAUAACGCAAAAAUGAAGAACACAUUAGUCUUGGCUUUCGCUGUGAUUUGCCUGGUCUGCGUGGCGCAGAACCAAGCUAGCAUUAUACCUUAUGUCUUGUCACCACAUGGACCCAUUGUGGUUUCGCUGCCGACGGUGCCCAUAGUCAAAAUUAUUCCAAUAGCCGCUGGUGGUGCAGGUGGCGCUGGAGGAGAUGGUGCCGCUGGUGGUGGUGGAGGUGGUGGCGGCGCGUCUGGUGAUUCUGAUGCCGCUGGUGGUGGUGGAGGCGGUGGUGGCGCGUCUGGUGAUCCUGAUGCCGCUGGUGGUGGUGGUGGGGGUGCUGGCGCUGCUGGUGGUGGUGGCGGUGGUGCUGGUGCGCCCGGUGGACCUGGUGUUGUAGCCGGUGGCGGCGGAGGUGGUGGCGCAGCUGGCGGACCUGGCGCGGCAGGUGGUGGCGGCGGUGGUGGUGGUGCAGCUGGUGGAUCUGGCGCGGCUGGGGGUGGCGGCGGUGGUGGCGGUGCAGCUGGUAGUCCUGCUGCCGCUGGUGGAGGCGGUGGUGGUGGCGGUGGUGCUGGAAGCGCUGGCGGUGGCGGCGGUGGUGGUGGUGGUGCAGGGCCUGCUGGUGGAAGUGGAGGCUCAGGUGGCUCAGCUGGGCAUUAAGGAUUUUGAGAAUUUCUUUUGAUUCGCCAUGUAAAUUGGAUAAGUGUUCGAACUUGCUUGGUUUAUAGUUUAUUUUUAAUGAAAUUUUUGGCUUUGAAUUGAUUUCGAUAUUUGCAAGUGAAUAAAAUAAGAGCUUCACAAAGAAGA
Rhagoletis pomonella (apple maggot) is the source of this 824-nucleotide messenger RNA. Its product is annotated as glycine-rich protein DOT1-like. The record is from RefSeq and is a predicted model, not a curated record. Lineage: Eukaryota; Metazoa; Arthropoda; Insecta; Diptera; Tephritidae. The transcript is spliced from 2 exons. Bases 51 to 677 code for a protein of 208 amino acids.